This is a messenger RNA of Symbiodinium necroappetens, 804 nucleotides long. Lineage: Eukaryota; Dinophyceae; Suessiales; Symbiodiniaceae. The record is from the annotation of a GenBank genome assembly.
AUGGAGGCCAUCACCGGACCGGGACCUGGCAAGGCCAUCUCGGCCUCCUCCCAGGCUGGCAGUGACUUGAACACCAGCGCGGGAGGCACCUCGCGGCAGAGUGCCAACGUCGAGAGGCGGAUUGCCUGGCUCGAGGAGGAUGUCGCAGUUCUACAUCGCCGAGUCAAAGCAGAGUGCAGCGACUUGGGAGGCGGUGUGGCUGGUGACUCUGGUCUCCGUGCCCUUGUGGCACGAUUGGAUGGCGAGCUGGCCCAGGAGAGGCGGAUGCAGGAGCUUCUCGAGGCCAGGAUGGUGACGGUGGAGGAGAGCUUGCAGGCCGAGCGCAAGGACCGCGAGGCCAGCAUCAACACACUGGCAAGCGAGCUGGACAAGACAAUGAAAGGCUGCGAGCGGCCUGAUUGGCUGGGCACCGAGUUAUCGUCAGCUUGCAGCGACACCAAGCUUUUGAUUUUGUUGGCGAAAGUCUGUCCCAAUGUCGAGGAGAGAAUCGCGGUGUUGGCCGCAUUGUUCUUGCAGGACUCACCGCUGGUGCUGCAGCUCUCCAGGUCGACGUUCGCCGCAGACGAGCCAGGCGCCUUCUGUGCAUCGCUCUCCGGCGCAGACACCGUCUUCUGCAUUUCCCGGCUCAAUGCAGGCUGCAUGUACCUUUGGUUUGAGGUGCCCGGAAGCGGUCUGGGCGCAGGCUAUUCUCAGGUGCAAGGAGGCCCUGGGAUGACCUUGGGAGGCUAUCCCAGGGCUCAGGUGCAAACCCUUCCAGCAGGCGCACGAAGCCCACAGCAAGUUAUGAGAGUUUUGCGCAACUGA